UUUCACUAAGCGCUUUUUGUAAUUGGACUGGACGGGUCCGACUGCUCUUUUUUUUAUUAUUUCAAGGAGGGAAAUACCCUCAUUUCGUUUUUUUUCUCAUUCCCAAUAAAAGACGACUGGCCAUUUGAUUUGAACAAAACAAAACACGAUCUUUUCUUACGGCGACUACCUAGUACUUUACAGUAACUUGCGAGAAAAUACCUACAUAAGAUCUAAACCUAUUUCAUCCUAUCGGAAAAUAGAAUUCCCUCUCUUUUUUCUUUACAUAUGUACCUAUCAACCUACAGGUACCUACUUAUCUAAAUUUUGACUUCUGCAUUCUGAAUUCAAUCUUCCGGAUCUCCGACCAAUUCCCACGCACCCUUCUCUUAUUACAAAGAAACAUUUCCUGUGUUCCCUCCAAAUCCUGAUCGACUAGACUUCUGAAUUCACGAAUCUUCAUCUACGUUAUCGGGCCUAUUUCCUUGAGGAGGAUCCUCACACUGUUUUGUCGACUCGGCCUAUCGGGAUCGCCUUUUAUCAGAGAUGAAGGUCUUUUCCAACUCGCACACCUUCAACUACUCUUGGGAAGAGGUAUCGACCGCCAACUGGCUGAAAUACUGCCCAUGGAAUGACAAAUCCACCCACGUUAUAGCUGUCGACACCCUCGCUCGAGAAGUCGACCCAGCGACCGGUAUCCUGCGAACAGAGCGACUCAUCACCUGCAAACAAUCCGCGCCAGAAUGGCUGAAAUCAAUGAUGGGCUGCGCGGAGACGAGCCAAGUUUUCGAGACAUCCUACGUUGACCCCGCCGCGAAGACCGUCACGAUGGUGUCGCAGAAUAUCACAUGGGCCAACCUGGUCAACGUGCAAGAGACGGUGAUCUACCGACCGCUGGAUAUGCACAGGACACAAUUCGAGCAAGACGCAAGGAUAACAGCCUUAUGCGGUGGCUGGCAGCGAAUCAAGAACAGCAUCGAGGACUCCCUCGUCACCCGCUUCAAGGAAAAUGCGACGAAGGGCAAGGAGGGCUUCGAGUGCGUAUUAGCUAUGAGCCGGAGGGUCUUUGCGGAAGAGCGAGAACGAGAGCGGCAACGAGGUGAAUCCAAGAUGAUGGCAUAGAUCGGCAACCUUCUGCGAUUUUCCCACCACCAUCAAACACCUCUCUUCUUAUCGCGUCCAUUAUAGACGAACGAACUAGACGGCCAACCAUAGCACUGCAUUUUCAAGGAGUCUUGUUAUUAUUAUUACUAUGUUUUUUUUGGGAGAGAGAGAGAAAGAAAAAGGAGUGGGCCCAGUUUCGUUUGCAUUCGAUAAAGAAAAAGAGCACGGCGUUUCGGCAUACCCAUUUUUACACACUACACAACACACCUUGUGGCAUUUGUAUAGAGAGAUAAAAAUAUUCGGUGAAUUAGAACUUACAGUAGCUGCGUCCCUGGCAAUGAGUCGGCCUAUUUUUUGGGGGGACAGGAACGAGAGAAAAGCCAAACGCUAGCUGGAAUAUUAUAUAUUAUAGAGUAGCUCUCUACUAACCCUUGGCUUGGCCGAGGGCAGUAUAGAAGAGCAGAGGAUAUAGAUAAUACUCCAAUCUUCAUGAUCA
This is a messenger RNA of Hypoxylon fragiforme, 1579 nucleotides long. Its product is annotated as MSF1-domain-containing protein. Gene Ontology annotation, molecular function: phosphatidic acid transfer activity. NCBI's taxonomy places the organism in Eukaryota, Fungi, Ascomycota, Sordariomycetes, Xylariales, Hypoxylaceae. The transcript has a single exon. The record is from RefSeq and is a predicted model, not a curated record. Bases 526 to 1101 code for a protein of 191 amino acids. Gene Ontology annotation, cellular component: mitochondrial intermembrane space. Gene Ontology annotation, biological process: phospholipid transport.